GCCCGCUCCUCCCGCCGCCGCCGCCGCCGCCGCGACAUCCGCCGCCGGCGGGAAGGGGCCGGAGCCGGGGCCGGUGGCGGCGCCGCGUUCCCCCGUGCGGCGGCUGCGAGGGGCUGCGGGCCCCGCCGCCGGCGCGGAGGAUGCCGCUGGGGCUGAAGCCCACCUGCAGCGUGUGCCGCAGCACGUCCUCCUCCAUGUGGAAGAAGGGCGGCCAGGGCGAGAUCCUCUGCAACAACUGCACGGCCCGGUCCGCGCCGCCCGGGCCCGGCGCCUUCGCCACCACCUCUGCCGCCGCCCAGCACAGCAACGGCGGCGGCGGCGGCGGCAAGCAGAGCAAGCAGGAGAUCCACAGGCGGUCUGCGCGGCUGCGGAACACCAAGUACAAGUCUGCGCCCGCUGCGGAGAAGAAGGUUUCCACGAAAGGCAAGGGGAGAAGGCACAUUUUUAAGUUAAAAAACCCCAUCAAGGCUCCUGAAUCUGUAUCCACUAUAAUUACGGCAGAAUCAAUCUUUUAUAAGGGUGUGUACUAUCAAAUUGGAGAUGUUGUUUCAGUGGUUGAUGAGCAGGAUGGAAAAACAUACUAUGCUCAGAUCCGUGGGUUUAUUCAGGACCAAUACUGUGAAAAGAGUGCUGCACUAACCUGGCUCAUUCCAACGCAAGCCAGCCCCAAAGACUGUUUUGAUGCUGCAUCCUAUAUCAUAGGACCAGAAGAAGAUCUCCCAAGGAAAAUGGAAUAUUUAGAAUUUGUUUGUCAUGCACCUUCAGAAUAUUUCAAAUCUCGAUCAUCUCCCUUCCCUACUGUUCCUACAAGACCAGAGAAAGGCUACAUAUGGACUCAUGUGGGACCUACUCCAGCAAUCUCCAUUAAAGAAACUGUUACCAAUAAUUUAUAAUUUUUUUAAAAAGGAAUACUCUGGACCAGUUAUUUUGGGUGUAUUCUCAGGUCUGCAAACCCCAUACAAGAAGUUAAAAAAUUAUAAAAUGUUCAGGUUACUUCA
Messenger RNA from Dromaius novaehollandiae (emu), 998 nucleotides. It is a transcript of the gene GATAD1, whose product is annotated as GATA zinc finger domain containing 1. Gene Ontology annotation, biological process: regulation of DNA-templated transcription; chromatin organization. Gene Ontology annotation, molecular function: sequence-specific DNA binding; zinc ion binding. The coding region runs from base 141 to 893 and encodes 250 amino acids. The record is from RefSeq and is a predicted model, not a curated record. Gene Ontology annotation, cellular component: nucleus. NCBI's taxonomy places the organism in Eukaryota, Metazoa, Chordata, Aves, Casuariiformes, Dromaiidae. The transcript has 5 exons.